CACAAGUCACAAUUCUCCCUCAUCUCACAAUGGUUUCUCAUUACUAUCUUGCCUCUCUUCUUCUGCUACUGCUGCUCAACCCACACACCACCCUGGGAGCGCAGAACCUCAUGCUACCCUACCAUAACGGCGCCCUCCUCAAAGGAACCAUUACCGUUAACCUCUUAUGGUACGGCAGCUUCACCCCAAUCCAACGCUCCAUAAUCCUCGACUUCAUUAACUCGUUAAGUUCCACCGCGGGGGCCCCACUUCCCUCCGUAGCAUCGUGGUGGAAGACCACGUACAAGUACAGGGGGGGAUCCACUACAAUCGUCCUAGGGAAACAAAUCCUAGAACAAACUUAUUCCCUCGGAAACUACCUCAACGGAACACAACUAGUCUCUCUCUCCUCACGCUUCGACCACCUCAACGCCAUCAACGUCGUUCUCACAUCUAGCGACGUAGGGGUCGACGGCUUCUGCAGGAGCCGAUGUGGGACCCACGGGUCCAUUACUAACGGGCAGAAGGCCCGUAUACCGUAUGUUUGGGUUGGGAACUCCGAGGCCCAGUGUCCGGGGCAAUGCGCGUGGCCCUUCCACCAGCCCGCUUACGGCCCACAGGCACCGCCGUUAAUUGCGCCUAACGGCGACGUCGGGCUUGACGGGAUGGUUAUAAACGUAGCCACGCUUUUGGCGGGAACCGUGACGAACCCGUUCAACGAGGGGUUCUAUCAGGGUCCUCCCACGGCGCCGUUGGAGGCUGUUUCGGCCUGCACGGGGAUUUUCGGGAGCGGGGCAUAUCCAGGUUAUCCGGGUCGGGUUCUGGUGGACAAGACGACGGGGGCGAGCUACAAUUCGUACGGCGCCGGGAACGGAAGGAAGUACCUCUUGCCGGCCAUGUGGGACCCACAGACCUCCGCAUGCAAGACGCAGGUGUAAACAAAAGACUUGGGUCAACGUGUAAAUUCUUGUUUUCUACAUAGUCAAUGUUUUAGCAUAUUGAUAUCAAUAAAUUGUGGAAAUAGAAUAUUAUUACUUUUAUUUAUAACUUUUGAGAACAAGAAUGUUUGACCUGUACAUGUAUUAUUAUUUUUGAUUAAGAGUUGUUCGU
Molecule: messenger RNA, 1089 nt
Organism: Glycine soja
Lineage: Eukaryota; Viridiplantae; Streptophyta; Magnoliopsida; Fabales; Fabaceae
Product: protein EXORDIUM-like 2
Exons: 1
Coding region: 30-917 (295 amino acids)
Source: RefSeq, a predicted model, not a curated record